UUGGUGUUAUGGAAAAGACGAGUCCUGGGCGGCAUUGGUGGAUCUUUGGUGUGAUGAGGCUGGAGCCUGGGCGGCUAUGAGAACCAAAAAUAAGGCUAACCGAGGGACGGAGGGAGUACAUGCUCAGGGAAACCGAAACCACUAUCUCCACAAGGCAGUUAAUGAGGAGAAACUGAAGCGGCCGCUCUCAGACAUGCAGGCGUGGGAGAUUGCCCAUACGCGGAAGGACUCCAAGCCUGGCGAGACCCGGUACUACGGCAAGAAGACCGCGGGGAGGAAGCAGGCCUACUCCGAAGCGUAUCUGAAGUUGCAUCCUGACACACCUGACCCCAUUGCGGCGCCUCUGGACGACAGGGCGGUGGUGAGCAUGGGGCCCAAGGAGCACGGUCGGGAGGCGGUUCUCGAUGCUGUGAUCACUCCUAGUAUCUCCUACACACAGCUUCGUCGGAUCGACCCGAGCCUGAGCCAGCGCACGAGCCAGCCAGUGACCAGUACACAGUCCCUCUUUCAGGAGCAACAAUCUGCCUACAUGGAGUACACACGCCAGGAGACCAUGGCGUGGCAUCAGAGGCUUUAUGAACACCAAGUGCAGAGGGAUAGCCAGAUGCAGCAGGCUUUUCAGCAUAUGGCGGCUGGCAGGUGUCCUCAGUUUCCUACAGCACAAUGCCCUCCAGCACAACCAGUGCUGAUGAGCUUUGAGGAGUUUGUGGCACAGAACGCUGGCCCCUCGCCGGACUAUGCCGACGGCCUGGCCGUCGGCUUAAUCUCAGACUAUGCCGACGGCUGGGCCGUCGGCAUAGCCCUGACCCACGAGCAGCGGCCGGUCUCCACGUGGCACAUCUAUGCCGACGGUCUAGCCGUCGGCACAGUUUUCGACUAA
Triticum urartu is the source of this 880-nucleotide messenger RNA. The record is from RefSeq and is a predicted model, not a curated record. Lineage: Eukaryota; Viridiplantae; Streptophyta; Magnoliopsida; Poales; Poaceae.